UUUUACAAUUAAUAUAUAAGUUGUCCAUUCACUGAUAGAAGGAAUUGUUUAUAUUUAAUAAGCUUUAUUAAUAAAUGAUUUGUAGCGGGUUAUAUUUGGGUAUCAACCCACUAACAGUUGAUACGUUCAGGAAUCGAACCCGAACGGCGUCCGGCCACAAGCAAAACGAUGUCGGUAAAUUAAACGAAACAAUACGAGAAAUAGUUCUAUAUUACGACAACACGAUACACUACAGAUUAUUAACAAAUUAACGAGACACAAAACAAACGACUAACAAAUAUAUGAAAAUACAAUAAUGAGAGAAACGCGCGAUCAGUACGAGGCUUUGUGGCGGACUGCCGGCGCAGCAGCCCGGCGUCACCUGCGAUAACGCGGCCGCGCGUUGGCUCCUGAUUGGCGCGCGCACGCAUCACCAUGGCCAAUCAGGCGCAUAACGCAUUUCGUGUGACAUGCUAUACUCUCUAGUACGAUUUUGGUCCCCAUAAUUUUCAUACCCCGGGCCUAUAUAUGUAAAUCGAUUCUUAAGGAGUAAACUCCAAAAAGGAAACCAAAUCAAACCAGAAACCUUAAUUUUGAUGAGAUUUGUCAGCUUCCCAGCCAACCUAUACUGACUCCUCGUUUGCUAACUAAUGAAAUGGAAAUUUUACAACCAGCCGAGAAUGAAUUCAUUGAAAAUGAAGACAAUAUCAACAUGUCUGAAGAGUCAACAUCGGAGCCAAAUUCUAGCCUGCCAUACCGUAGCUAUCAAACUCAUAAAUCAGCACAUAAGCUAUUUAAAAAAAAGAUCCUACAGAAUUCCUUUGGUCACGCCUGUAAUGUUUGUGAUCGUUUAUGGUUUUUAGAAGAUCUUAAAUGUGGAUCAGCAGAUGAAGAAAUCUUACUUAAACGAAUUACGAAUUUUACGGAUGUCACUCAAGUCAUGAUGUGCAAAACUUGCAGAGCCAGUAUCUUAAAAGGCAAUAUUCCCUUUUUAGCUACGUAUAAUGGUUUUAAAUAUCCACAAAGACCAGUGGAUUUGCCGGAAUUGGAUAUUAUUGCUGAGAGACUUAUUUCACCAAGGCUUCCGUUUAUGCAAAUACGUAGAUUACGCCAUUUCAAUGGUCAAUUUGCUAUAACUGGCCAAAUAAUUAAUGUGCCUGUCUCGGUUGAUAAUAUGAUAAAACUUUUACCAAGGCCGCUUGAUGGAAAUGAAGAAGACUAUUGUAUUAAUGUUCAUAUUAAGAAGAAACUUAUUCAUAAAACAAGUUACCUUCACGGAUUGGUUAAAGGUAUUGUCAUUAAAAAAUGGUUGACGUAUUUAAUUGAAACACCUCUGUAUAAGCACUUCCAAAUUAAAGUGGAUGAUGCUUGGUUUACAUCCAAUGGUGAGAAAGUCAUAAUUGAUUACACGGAUACAGGAGGAUCGAGUAGACAAGAUGAUGUGCAAGAGCUUCCAUCCUCUGAAACAGCAAAUCACACUCACUCUGUGGAUUCUGACUCCAUAGAAAAACGAAUACACAUCGAUGAUUUAAGUGAACAUAUUGUGAUUGAUGAAAGUCUGACUGCGCAACAGCAAACUCUCAUGUGGAGUGAGGAUAAAUUUUUACAAAUUGCUCCAGGUGAAAAUAAAGUUCCAGAGAGUUUGUUAUUUGACACAUAUGCAGAGGAAUUAUCAUUUCCAGCCAUUUACCUUGGGGAAUUUCGUGUAUUUCGAGAAGAAGCCAAUGUAACGCCAUUCAUGAUGGCAACAAGUGAAUUACGUCGUUCAGACAGGAGAGGAGUACUUCCUAAUAAGCUUCUUUACACGGCAAUGAAAAUAAUGCGCUUAAGAGUUUGCAGUGCUCUGAAGAUUGGAUUCAAACACAUCGGUAAGGAUACCAAUAUAAGUAAAGAACGCCUAUUAUCUGAUGAUUACAUAAAUGCCUGUUUGGAAACAAAUUUAGCUUUUAUGAAGUCAAUCCCUAAUUCUGCAACUUAUUGGUCUGCGCGAAAGCGAGAUCUUUUUGCAAUGAUGCGCCAGUUGGGUAGGCCAACUAUGUUUUUGACCAUAAGCGCGAAUGAAAUUGGAUGGCCAAACCUUCUAAGGAUUUUACACAAAUUGAAAAAUCAGGGAGAAGAGUUAACCGAUGAGCAAAUUGAAGUGUUGAAUUAUUUUCAAAAGACAACUCUGAUUAAUGAUGAUGCCGUCACCUGCGCAAUAUAUUUCAAUAAAUUGAUUAAUGUAAUCAUGCUUAUAUUGCAGUCAAAGAAGUUGAGUCCAUUUGGUAAAUAUCGAGUGAGUCAUUAUUUCAAGCGGAUUGAAUUUCAACAUAGAGGUAGCCCACACGCCCAUAUACUAUUAUGGUUAGAUAAUUCACCAAAAGAUGCAUUGGGGAACGACUACGAAGAAGCGAUUGCAUUAAUUAAUUCGCUUAUUUCAGUGGAUUCAUCUGAAGCUUCCGGUCACAUCAAACUUCAAACUCAUAAACACACCUUCACGUGUUAUAAAAACACUCGUACAAAUAAUCGGCAAUGUCGUUUUGAAGCACCUUUUAUGCCUAUUCGCCAAACUACUAUUCUCAUCCCGCUAGACAAGGAGAAUCCAGAGUUACAAAGACUUAAAUCGCGGUAUAAAAAUAUACGACAAAACUUAGAAAGUAAUGACUACGAAAAUAUUGAACAUUUUUAUCAAGACAAUUGCAUAAUAUCAGAUGAUGACUACGUUAACAUUUUACGAGCUGGGAUAACUCGGCCUCGAGUAUUUUUAAAACGGAGACCUUCAGAAAAAUGGCAUAAUUGUUUUAAUCCUUUUAUUUUGAACGUGGUUGGGUCUAAUAUGGACUUCCAAUUUAUCACCGAAGAAUAUUCAUGUGCUCAGUACGUUGUCGACUACAUAAAUAAGACUAACAGAGGAAUCAGUAACUUACAACAAAAACUCGUCGAAAUUAUGAAUGAUAAUCCUGACUUCGACAUUAUUGCUGCUACAAAGAAACUUAGCGUCAACGCGCUGAAUACAAUUGAAAUGUCAAGCCAGGAAGCAGCGUGGUUUCUUUUGCGUGAACCCAUGUCUAAAGCGUCAGUAGCUAUUGAAUAUAUUCCAACAUACUGGCCACAACAGCGAGAAAGAAUUCGAAAAACAUUAAAAGAAUUAGCGCAACUUGAAGAUGAUGAUACAAAUGUAUGGAAGGAAAAUUGGUUCGACAAGUACGAGAAAAGACCUGCUAUAAUUAAUGAUAUCACUCUAGCUCAGUUUGUUUCGCGAUAUACUGUCAAUGCUGCCGGAAAUGUUAAAGAACGAAAAGUCCCACAAGUUAUAAGAUUCCGAAAUUAUGAUAUGGGGAAAGAGUUAACAGAAUACAAGAGGGAAAUGGUUACGCUACAUAUGCCUUUCAGAAUUGAAGAAACUGAUGUUUUGAGUGAUAUGAAGUUUUUGCGCAUCUAUGAUGAAAAUGAAGAUCUCAUAAUGGAGAGACGAAAAGAAUUUGAAUCUAAUUUAGAUAUCGCAAAAACAAUGGAAAUUUGUGCACAAUUAUGUCGGGAAGAGACGGAGCUCAACGAUGUGCAGGCAAAUAACGAUGACCAGAACAGGGCUAAUGUCCAAGAAAUUCUAGAUCCAUACCAACAGUUUCUUCAAGAUCCAAACUCGGUUAUUAACGAUGAUUUAGUAUCAGCUUCAAUGAAUAAACUCGGAGCGAUAUGGAAAAAAAAAGACAACCUCAUGGAGACUCCAGAGUUUCUUGAGCUCAUGAGAAGAACUAACGAGAAGCAAUUCGAGCUGGCUCAACACAUAAUAUGGUUAUUGACUUCAAAAAACCCAAUGCCGUUACAACUAUUUUUGACUGGUCCUGCUGGAUGUGGGAAAACUUUUCUCAUCAAACUGAUUAUGGAAAUUUGUAAUAGAUUCACAGAUACAGAUGGCUACUGCAAUGCUUAUCUUGUAUGUGCAUCCACUGGAAAAGCUGCGGUUGCUAUUGGAGGUACAACUGUUCACACCGCUUUCAAAAUUACUCUAUCCAGUUUUCAAAUACCUUUAUCUAACGAAGUCAAGGGCUUGUACAGAUGUUUAUUCAAGUAUGUAAAGAUGAUACUUAUUGAUGAAGUCAGUAUGAUAGGAGCAGAAAUGUUAGAACGUAUAGAUUUGAGGUUGAAAGAAAUAACCGGAAAUUAUGAUACCUCUUUCGGUGGAUUACAUAUUAUUUUUAUUGGUGAUUUGAGACAAUUGCCUCCAGUUAGAGCCACACCAAUUUGGAAACAAAAAAUAGUAGUUUAUUAAACCAACAAAAUACGCUUUUAUAGAAAAUCUAACUAAAAAAUAGAAAGUAAAUUUUAAUAGAUUUGAAUUAAAAAAAAAUUCAACGGAUUGAUGGUCAGCAGUUAUGGAGAGGAAUUAGUUUUUACGAGUUGACAGAAGUUAUGCGCCAAGAAAAUGCUCAAUUUUCUUCAUUAUUGACAAAAAUUGGUAAUGGAAAUCAAUUAGAUGAAGACCAGUUGCAACUAAUUGAAUCAAGAUUUUGUUCAGAAGGGGAAGCGGAGCAACGUUGUCCUGGAGGAAUUCGAUUAUUUAAUGACAACCAUUCAGUUGAUGCGUACAACUUGAAAGUGUUGAGUUCAUCUGAUGAAAUAUCAAAUUCAGUUGCUGAUGAUGAAUUUUUGGGGUGUGAAAAUGAUCGCGAAAAGCAAAGAGUUGCUAGAGAAAAGUUGUACAAACUUAGUACAAUUGACACGGGAGGAUUACCUUAUGAAAUUAUUUUUGCUCCAGAUAAACCCUACAUGAUAACGACCAAUAUUGAUGUUGCUGACGGAUUAGCCAAUGGAGCGGUAGGCAAAUUGAUCCAUGUUGAAUUAGGUGUUGAUGAUAGAAUUUUAAGAGUUUGGCUUCAUUUUCCUAACGGCGUCGGUGUUAAAGCUCGAGCAAAAACAGCUGGAUAUGCGAAUUCAAAAGGAAUUGAUAAUACAGCGGUUCCUAUCAAUCGUAGAACUGCAACAAUUCCUCUCAACCGGAACAAAUCAAUUCAUGUCAAAAGAAAUCAUUUUCCGUUAAAACCAGCUUGCUCCUUAACCAUUCAUAAAUCUCAAGGUGGAACUUUUGAUGAAAUAGUUUACAAGUACAGCAAAGCUCACUCACAGUCUUUAGUUUACGUAGCUUUAUCUAGGGUUACGAGUCAACAAGGACUUUACAUUGUAUCUAGUGAAGAUCAACGUUUUCACCAUGGCAGACGUGAAAAUCAAGCGAUGCUUUUGUUACGAAACGAGUUUACUCGGCUUUCUACUGUCCAUCUUAAUACAAUCGAUCGAGUUAUACUCGAAAAGAUUAAUGAAGGGAAUAUCAUUGUUUUUUCUCUAAACUGCCAAAGUCUCCGGGCACAUGCAUGUGAUCUUCGUGGCAACAUAAUACGAAAAUCACAUGUUUUAAUGUUAUCAGAAACUUGGCUUUCUAACAACGAACAGGUUGAAGUUGGAAAUUUUAAUCUCAUCACACAAUAUAGGCGACCAAACAUAAAGCGUGGAGGAGGGGUCUGCAUUUAUCACAAUACUGACGAUUCACAGCGGGAGUGUGCGGUCAAUAGUGAUACUCAAUUGAGAAGAGGUCCCCAGCACACAAGUCUAACUAAAUCUGCUGUAGGAGAUAUAUGCGCCGCAAGAUACACUACAUCCAGCGGUAGAGAAAUUAUUAUGGUGACUGUUUAUAUUUCGGUCAAUACGAAUGUUACUGAUAUAAUAGAUUUUCUCCACGAAGCAUUGCUAGUAUACACAGAAGGGGGUUCGAAACUAUUAAGAAAACGCUAUCAUGAACUUCCGCUUAUACUUGGUGGAGAUUUUAAUAUUGACUUUAAUAAAGAAGAUGGUUUCCGGUUGAUACAAUUCCUUAAAGACGAAUUAAACUUAGAUUUAAUUUCUGGAAGAACACUGGGAACAACUAGAUAUGAUACCACUAUUGAUGCGAUGUUUUCGCGAUUUAUUACACAUAUAUCGUCCGACGUCCAUGUAUCGUAUUUUAGUUACCACAAACCGAUCGUCUCAGUAUUCAAUGAUGUUGAUAUUGUUCCUGGAAUAAAUACACCGCAAGGUGAUGUAAAUAGUGAAUAAAAUCAAUCUUGCUCAACAUUCUAUUAUAUUAAAUUAUUAUUGUUUAUAUUUUUUCAUGGCUUUCUUAUGUAUGUCAAAAAAUUUAUUGUAUAAUUAAUAGAAUAAAAAUCUACCGUGCAUAAUCUAAGUAUCAUCAAAAAUGCAUUAAUUUAUACCCGUAUUCCCUUAUCUAUUUAUUUAUUUUAUAAUCGUUCUUGAGGAGUAAACUCCAGUCGUGCGUCGGAGCGGACACACACACUUUUUUUUUUUUUAAAGUAUUUUGUGUAUUAUUCGUUAACUUGGGACCUUGUCUUCACUAUAUAGUCAUAUUCACUAGUUUAUUUGUCACUUGUACGAUUUUUUAUCACUAAAUUCACUUUAAAUUAUAUUUUUAAAUAACUUUUUUACGGUCUAUGUUGUUACCGCGUCUCAGUACCGCCUACCCUCCCUGGAGAAAAUAAUAAGACAAAAUAAAAAAUAACCAAUCAAUGAAAGUGAAUAAUGUACUUAGUUAAAAGAACUGACGCUAAGUAACCAUUGUUAUUAAUUACUAGCUGUACCCGUCCGCUUCGCUGGGCAUGUAAAAUUUACAUUAUUAAUUCUCACCCCCACAAAGAUUACACAUGGUAUAUAGUGUGUGUAAUGUGUUCUUUAUUGAUUUAAUGUCUCUUUUAUGCAUUAUUUAAAAAAAAUAUUAGCAUUGUGCACCUUUUCUCUAUAUUCUCUAUAAGUGUGGAAAAUUUCAUACUCCUCCGUAACUCUGUAACUCCAAUUUUCGUAAAAAGGGAUACAAAGUUUUUGCUUCAUAUAUAGAUAAUGAGUUGACAUUGAAUACAAGAGAAAACAAGUAUUCACAUGAAGAGAGCUUGAUGAAACAUUUGAGUGAAGCGUGCCGGUUCGCGUCGGCCGAUAGAUGUCGUGUUCCCGGGCUUCUCUGCGUGGCCAAUAGAUGUCACCACCAGUCAAACUCCUCAAUCAAUGGCGUAAAUUAUUUUUGUCAUAUUUUAAUUUUUCAACGGUCGAGUGUGACACGAAAAUGAAUGUUGCUUAAUACGUGCUCCGACACGACUCCUACUUAUAUUAUUUUAUGAAAAUAUUGUUGAUCGCCAAACACACAUCCCUGAGAGAUAAGAGGGUAGUAGCAAUAAUCGACAGAUACCCGUUACUUCUGAUCAAUAGUUGGAUACAGUAAUCUGGGUGUGAUACUCUCUCUAUGAAAGCCGGUGUAGUAGUAUUAAAAUAGGUGUAAUGCACGUUAUGCACAAUAAUAAAAAGGUCACUUUAAUGCAAUUAUUGUUAUUAUUAUCCGACUUAAAAAAAAGUAAGAACUUCUCAAUUCGAUGGUUUAUUUAUCCACAGAUUCGGUAGAAUCUGGCGCCAAGUUCCGUUCAAAAAUCCCGUUGUAAACGGAGCGCCAGACUACCGACUGUGUUUACUGUGAGCAGAACAGUUUUUUGAGGUUGCGAAAUUUUAUUUAAUUCUACGGUACUUCUGGUUCCUAAAUUGUAUAUUAUAUCAAUCACUCACAACUUUAUUUUACUGAUAUUAACUAGUUAUAUCAAUUACAACAAUUAAUCUACUUGAAAUUAUUAAUUUUAUCACCACAAACUAUGGCUCGCUCAAAAAUUUCGAUCCUGACUUUUUUCGAUGUAAAAAGUGACAUGCCACAGACUAUAAAUAUUCGAGAAUGGUAAUCUACGGCCGCCAGGUUCGCUGGAAUUAUUCCUAUUUGUAAUGGAUUUUAUGACCUGGUAACUGAGACCUUUAAGUCAUGUCUUAUUUUAAUUUAUAUUCAUAUUUUUAUGAAAAAUGAUAUUAUGGAGUGAAAUGAAAUGUGAUAUUAUGGAGUGAAAUGAAAUGAAGAUGAUUAAUUUGAGACAUUAAUCAAAAGGGAUGAAAUGAAAUGAGAUGAGAUGAUAUGGAAUGAAAUAUAAUCUCAGUAAAAUGGUGGUGGUCAUUUACUAAGAUCUCAGUGGACUUUUUGGAGGAAACCGAGAAGUUACGUACAGCGGCUUUGUUUCAUUUUCCCACGUUUGUGCACUUUCACAGAUAUUAAACAGUUAAUAAACCACUAUUAUUACACAUUUAAACCCGAAUAAAACACUAAAUAGACAAAUUAAAACAAAUCACACAACUUCACACCUCGCGUUCCCGCCAAAAAGUCAUUAUUCCUACAUAAACUGUAGCUUCAAGGGGAUAGUUUGCAGUUCUUAUUGAACGGUUUAUACAUUAAAUAACGUUAAUGUUGUUACUGUUAGUAUUUUAGUUUAAGUACUGCCGAAGCAAGUACUGUUGUUACUGUUGGAGAAACAAUUUUGUUUUGUAAUGUAAUACCGAAAUACUUUACGAGAUGGCGUUACAAAAAAUCCCUUCCCAAAACUAUAAAACCGUUGUGAUUGUCUACGAAUAAUAAAUAAUAUAAUAACUAAUAUUUAUUCGUAGGUGAUUGUUUAAGAUGCUAUGAAUAUUUCGGUUUUGAUUUCAUCAAAAUAACUUGAACUUUACUACUGAAUUCCGAUGAAAAUUCUAAUUAAGGCUGAGUUAAGUUCAGCUUUUUAUUUAAGCCUCUUACUGUAGUUUUUAAAUUACAUUUAUGCGGAUUGAUGUUUCAAGGCUUUCAGAUUUUAAUUUUAAAUUCUGAAAUAAUUAAGAACAGCGUCAUCUACCCUUCACAUUUGAAACAAAAUUUAAUUCGGUUUAAAGGACAAACCCGAAAUCCAUACAAACUUGGGCCUGGCGUUACAGUGCUAGAAUUUGGGCAUAAGUUACAAUACCUAAGAAGGUUUCAUGAGCCCAAUUUUCAGGUCUCCCAGCAAUGGCCAAAUUGGUAAAAUCAGACAAUGUUUACAUUUUAGGUUAUGUUUAUUGUUCGAGAUAUUUUAAUAAAAACGAUAUUUUUGAGGCUGUUUCCUACUAAAGAUGAGUAAUUUUUUACGAAAUCUGUUGCAGCAACAGGUUGCAUUAAAAUAAAAAUGGAACCUGUUACGAGAAAUCGAGCGUUAAUUGUUUACGAAAACGAACGAAAGCCAAAAAUUAAAAACAACGUAAUGCGAAACGCGCUGCGCACGAAAUGAUUUUUUAAGGGAUUUUAUGACCUGGUAACUAAGACCUUUAGGUCAGUCUUAUUUUAAUUUUAAUGAAACUUUUUUAUAUGAAAAACUAUAUUUAUAUGAUAACUUUUUUAUAUAAAAUAUAAAUCAUUACGUGCUCCCAUAUUAUCUCAUCACAUUUCAUUUCAUUUUAUUUCAUGCCUUUUUUAUUUUUAUUUUUUAUUGCUUAGAUACCCAUCGACGACCUCACAGCCCACCUGAUGUUAAGUGGUUACUGGAGCUCAUAGACAUCUACGACGUAAAUGCGCCACCCACCUUGAGAUAUAAGUUCUAAGGUCUCAGUAUAGUUACAACGGCUGCCCCGCCCUUCAAACCGAAACGAAUUACUGCUUUACGGCAAAAAUAGGCGGGCGGGAGGCGCGGACUCACAAGAGAUCCUACCACCAGUAAAAUUAUUAAUGUAACUACACCAUAGAAAAACUCAAAGUACCAAAUCGACUUUUUCAUGUUAUAUUUAAGAUUGCCAGUUGAAAAUAUUUUGAAUUGCCGCAGUUGCCGACAUGAUUUCGUAUCAUAACUAAAUGGCACAGUUAUUUAUUUCUUAUAAUGAUUUUUGUUAGUAGAUUUUGGUGCUUUACGUUACGUUAUUCAAUGAGAUUAAGUUUAUAGUCUGGCCAGCGAAUCAUGGCACAACUAAAUAGCGGCAAUCCAAAAUAUCUUCAGUUGGCAACAUUAAAGAUAACUUAACACGAUUUGAUACAUUUGUCUUUUUCUAUGGCAUAGUCACAUUAAUAUAAAAAUGCAAAACUACAUUUUCAUGCUAUAUUUGAUGUUGUCAGUUGUAGAUAUUUUGAAUUGCCGCCAUUGUAAGUAGUUGUGUCACGAUUCGAUGGCCAUACUCUAUUUACAUUGAUUAAAAUACCUAUAAAAACAGUCAUUUAUCCUAAAGCAAAAGAGUAUUAAUUAUUUUUUACACUCGAUUUCCACUAAAUCGAUCCUAUUUUAUGGAUGCUCUAAUUCUAAUCCGCACGUUUGUGGAACUAGUUACGUAUAUUGAAAGAAGUGUUGCAGAUGUUUACAAAGAUUGUUUAAAACAAAAAAAUGAAUUCAACUUAUUUUCUACACUUGGCCAUUGUCAAUGAAGCUAAGAUUUCAAUAGGUUAAUCAAGCAAAAUAGACAAAUUUUUUGGUACAUAUCCCAUUCGUGUAACGCUUAGGCCCAAAAUGGGGUUUCUCCUUUGUAAAAGUUAAUGUUGAUUAUUAUUACACUGUAACGCAGCGUUCCGUUUCGCGGGGCAACAGCAGCCAAAGGGAAUGUGACUCAGGUCCGUGCCCGACGACCCAUCCCGCGCUACCCGCGCCCGCGCAUCUGUUGCAUCAUUCGCACCCCCAAUUAUGGCAAUUAGUGCGCGCCAGUGGGUGGAAUCUCCCAUAUAUAUUUUUUUUAUAUGGGAUGAGAUCCGAAGUUGUGACACAACACAGUGUUACCGAGCUAAUUGGUUUAACAGAGUCAUAGUAAUUUUUAUCAAUACGUGAACAUUGAAUUUGAAAACAAACCGUACGUUCUCUUUACUUAUUUUUAUUAAUAAUAUAGUUUUCUUUGCAUUUCUGUAAUGCUACUACUACUCCUGCGUCUUAACGCGUUAAUUAGUGCGCUAAAUUGGCAUUACGCACCUAGCUAUAGAAAAAUGUAAAUUUCCUUAUGGCAACACUAAACAAAAUGCCGGUUAAGCUUCGUUGUUUUUGUUUGUUUUGUCGUUUAUUCAUUUGGUUUUGAUAAAUAACACAUUGAGUUAUUUAAAAAACUAAAUGGCAUUUUAAUUUUUUAAUAUCGCUUAUAAGUUCACGUUGAUAUUUUUCGAGAAAAGACUUUGUUCACAAAAUGAUUUUGUAACAUGUUUUUUUUGUUCGUGUUAAUUUUAAUAUUUGCUGUUAAGAAAUUUACUCCUCCUGUUUGGUCUUGUUUUCGUUUGUAAAUUGUAAGUUAUUGUUGUUGAGAAACUGACUCCUGUGUUGUUUAAAUUUUUUGCGCCUUUUGCAAACUUUUUAACAUGCCUGAUACUCAUCGUACUUGUGAAGUUUGUGGUAUCAAAGAAAGACAUCUUACUGAAAAACGGUUUUUCGCAAGGUUUCCUCUGGAUGUCAAUAGGUGAGUAAGUGAACUCCUUAUUUGAAUUUCUUUAGUAGAUGGGUUGAAAGGGGUAUGGAAGUAUCGUCAUUUUUAGAAUCUUGAAACUUAUUAUUUAGGCUGUUGAUUAGAUAUAAAUAAAUAUGACAAAGUUUGUAUGGGAAUUCGUAAUUUUUUAAUCUAGAACCUUGAAACUUUUUGAUGAUGAUUGAUUUUUUUACUUCUAGUCAGAUAUAUGUAAAUAAUAAUGUAAUUUUAAGUUUUUAAAUCUUCACCCUCGAGGGGGUAAAAUAACAAUAAGAAAUAGGGGAUAAAAGAAUGCAAGGUAUUGUGGGCACAGCUAUUAAAAAAUACUUCAAUAAAUAAUAGAUACUUAAAUUUGAAAAAUGUAUAUAUUUUAGUUUAUAACAAGACCUAUUUUAAUUUAGUAGUAAAACUAACGCUCAUUUUGAAUUUUAGAUGUAAACAAUGGGUAAAGAUGGUUGGCAAAGAAGAUCUGGCUUAUCUUCAAGUACAUAUGCUACAUGAUUUAAAACAUGUUUGUGAAGCACAUUUCUCAAGAUGAGACUUUACAAAAUCAAAGAAGCGCUUAAAAAAACGAGCUGUACCCAAACUGAACUUGACACUGCCACCAUUGAGAGAUGAAAUUCUUCUUCAAUUUUUGCAACUCAACUCGCAAGCAGAUGUCACCCCACAAGGCCAGUUUGAGGUUCAGGCCGUUCCUAGUGCUUUGAUGCCAGCAUCCUCAAGUCAGCCUAGCGGUCUAGAGAAAACUGAUGUCACCCCACAAGGCCAGUUUGAGGUUCAGGCUGUUCCUUGUACUUCAAUGCCAACAUCCUCAAGUCAGUCUAGCAGUCUAGAGAAAAACGUCACCAAAGGAAGCCAGCGGAAAGAAAGUGAAAGUCAAAUAAGAAAAAGAAAAUUAGAAGAUGUUGAUGUUACACCACGGAAAAGGAGGCUCUUAAGUGAAUUGAGAAAAACAAAGUGCACAUUGGCAUCAUUAAAAAAGAGCGCGAAACUAAUAGACAAUUUAUCGUCAGAGUUUCUAAAAGAAAUUGUCACGUCUGCGUUGAUAAAUCAAAAGCGUAAGUCACAAGGCAAACGCUGGACUAUUAAAAAUAAAAUAUCAGCAUUAGCCAUCUUCAAGCGUUCACCAAAAUCUUACCGAUAUCUGCGAUAUCUCGCACCAUUUCCGAGUAUCAAAACAUUGCAAAAAUUAAUGAAAAAAAUACCUGUUGAGCCAGGUUUAAAUACAGCUGUACUUGACCACCUGAAAAAACUAGCUCCCAUUAAAAAAAUAAGAGCAAAAUUAUGUUCGCUAGUCUUUGAUGAAAUAGCGUUAAAAGAAAGGUUAACUUAUAGCAAAGCCACAGAUAAAGUGGAAGGGUUUAUCGAUUAUGGAUAUGAGAGGAAAGAUGAGCUAGCAAAUCAUGCCUUAGUCUUCAUGUUACAAGGUAUUGGGAGAAAAAUUAAACAACCGCUGGCAUUCUAUUUCAUAAGAGGCACAGUAUCUUCAGAAAAAUUAGCAGUUUUAAUAAAAGAUUUAAUUAAAGAAAUUACUAACUCGGGAUUUCAAGUUUUAUCAACAAUAUGUGAUCAAGCGCCCACCAAUAUGGGAGCGUUAAGUCUGUUAAAGGAGUGGAACAGUGGUGGACAUAAUUAUUUUGAAUUUGAAAAUAAAAAAAAUUAUAUAAUUUAUGAUAUUCCACAUUUAUUAAAAUCACUGAGAAAUAACUUUUUAAAACAAGGAUUUCUGAAAAUGGGAGAAUUGAAAGGUCAAUGGAGCCAUUUAGUUGAGGUAGAGGAACGAAAUAGAAAUUUUUUAUAUCUUAGCAAACUCAAAUCAACUCAUGUACAACCAAAGUACAGAGCUAAAAUGAAAGUUAAGUAUGCCGCACAAAUAUUUAGCCAAACAGUGGCUGCUGUUCUUAAAUUAUUAGCUACGAAUGUGGAAAAUGUACACCGAUCAGAUGAAAUAUUACAGACUGCUUUGUUAAUUGAAAAAUUCAAUAAACUUUUUGAUUAUACAAAUGGGCCAUCAGGACAUGCUGACGUAAAAAAAGGUAUACGGGAAAACGUAUCUGCUAAAACUGACCAUUUAGCUGUUUGGACAGAAUUUAGAAAGCAACUGUCUACUUUAACAUUUUUCAACCAUAAUGGCGUGGAAGCAAAAAAUGUAAAGUGUGUUCAAGGCUACAUUAUAUCAUUAAAAUCGCUGCGUGAUAUUUGGCUGGAAGUUCAGGAUUUAGGAUGGAUAUAAGUAUUUGAAUCUACGGCAGUUAAACCAGGAUGCAUUAGAAAAUUUAUUUGGGUUAAUAAGACAGCAUGGUCAAACAAACAAGCAUCCGACGUGUUCUACAUUUAUAGCUGCUAUGAAAACCUCUAUAAUAUCAGGACUUACCACCCCUCACAGCAAAAACUCCAAUUGUGAAGAAGACAAAAAGGAACUCAUGACGGAUUUUCAUGAUUUAGUUUUUGGGUUUAAAGACGAAGAUGAUCAAGGUCAAGAUAUUAAUGAGUCUCCUAGUCAUGUUUCCACAGAAAAUGAAAAUGAGGAAGACAACCCGGUUCUCAGUAUACCUGAAGAAGAAGAAUAUAAAGAAAUAGUAUGUGACCUAGCAAAAAUUUCAAAUCAACCAGUGGUCUAUAUAAGUGGAUAUCUAGCUUCUGUUAUUCUAAAAAAAAAUGAUUGCCAGGUCUGUAGAGAAACUUUGACGGUUGCAGAUCCAGAGGAAAAUAAGAUUUAUGAUUUAAUUAAAUUAAGGGAGUGGUGGCAAGAUAAGAAAUGUUUGACAUAUCCAUCAUUGCAGUUGUGUCAAACUGUACACACUGCGGUUACAAAUUUUGAACAGUUUUGUAUCCCUAACCUACAUAAUAACAAUAUUUGCCAGUGGACAAUUACUAUAUUUUAUUCAAAUUGUAAUACAGAGUGGCUAUGCAUUAAUCAUCGUCAACAAAUGUCAGACUUAUUGUUUACAAAAUUGGCUCUAAUGCUGAUUCGGCGACAGUGCCAGAUAAUUAAUUUAAAGCAAGUUUCAAAGGAAGAGGAUUUGGCAGACGCGAACAAAAGGGGUCAACAAUAUGGUGUUUCAAGAUAAUUACAUAAUUAAUUUUUAUUUGUUUUUUGUAGAAAGAAGUUAACUUCGGGUUUGAGUUCAAAAAAGUAUACAUUUAGAGAUUUAGAACUUUAUUUUUUUACUAUUAUAAAAUAGAAGUUUUUAAAAAUUUACUCUUCAAAUGGAAAUAGAAACGAAUUGUUUUUUAUUUAGCACAAAGAUUUUCAAAACCUAGUUCGUUAUAACAUUAUAAAACAAAGUUGAAAACCUCUACAUGUAUACUUAUUGUACCUUGCAUAAAAUUAAGUAAAUAUUGGUUUGUAUUGUAAAAUAAAAAUUAAACAUUUCCGAUACAAACUUAAAAUUUUUUGUAAGCGUUAAAAUUCUACUUACAAAUUUCAUUAAAAUUAUACUAAGUAAUAAAACAUUGUUUUAUUUCUUUUAAAAUAAUCAAGUUUUUAUUUCAAUAUGCAAUCCUUGCCUGCAUUCGAUAUCGACAAAAAUAUCGAUAAUAUUCGCAUCAUUAUUUAUUGGACAUCGAUAUUAAUGCCCAUCACUAUUUUUGACAGUAGUAAGAUUUUUGUAGCCUGUGGUUGUUUUGAUGUUGUCACCAGAUCGGAUCUGAUCCCAUACAUUUUCAUUUUGUAACGUUUACUAUGAAGUGCGGACUCUUAUAACGUAGUGAUUAUAUACUCUUUGGUGCGCGCCAGACUUUGAAGCGAAAUACACGCGUCCCCGGUCGAUACCGGAACUGACAACCCGAGUCUCAUGCCAGUCGGGCACCUAACAUUAAACUGGCAGCCCAAGCGCGGGCCCUUUAACUAGUAUUUCGGAGUGAAUCUACGUAAUUACGACACGUACUCGUCGUCAGUCACGGCGUCAAUCCGAUUUUCAAGACGUUGAAGAAGAAAUUGGUUCAACCGCGGGACCGACGCCAACAUUUACCGCAAACAACAUGGCGUCAUUACAAGAAAGUCAAAUGGCAGCAUUCGAACGCCUACUCGACCGAGUUUUUGAGCAUAAAACUCAACUCGAAUCAUCAGCAACACCGACGUCGGAGCCGACAUCGCCGCCUUCCUCGACGCCCGCUCACCAUUCUGGGAACUUCGCGUCAUGCACGGCGCGGUUCAGCGGAGCGCCCGGCGACUCACUCGACGGUUUCCUUCACGCGGUCGAAUCAUACAAAGAUUGUGCUGACGUAGGACACGCCAUCGCGUUACGAGGACUCCCGAUGUUACUAACCGGAAAUGCAGCCGUGUGGUGGCAAGGCGUUAAAGCUAGCAUCACUUCCUGGGACGACGCUUUAUCAUCGUUACGAAGCGCUUUCGGUGAUUGCAGACCGCCCCAUCGAGUCUACUUAGAGCUCUUCAAAAUGUCGCAAGGACAAAGAGAGAAGACGGAGAUCUUCGUUGCCAGAGCACGAGCCCUACUAGCUCGACUCCCACCUGGUGACCUUAGUGAGAAAGUUCAAAUUGAUAUGCUUUACGGCCUUCUACACCGUCGUGUUCGUAAAAGAUUAAGAAGAGACGAAGUAACUUCAUACGACACGUUAUUAAAGAAAACGCGCCAUAUCGAGGACUCCAUCUACGAGACCAGUCCGCCUGAAUUUAUUCAUCAUCCUCAGCGAGCGACGCCACGUUCAUCGGGUAGUACCGCAGGCGAAGUUCCCGCCGGUGCUUCGACUUCGGCGCGGAUGACGCCGCGGAAAAUAUUCAACUCGGGCGCCGCUGGCGGCCCGCCACGCGACGACAGCGCUGCGCCGAGCACCGUUCGAGUCCCCGCGCCUCGCUACACGAACACUGAUAAUGUAUCAUCUACGUCGAUUGUUAAAAGACUGUUCUGUGUUUAUUGCAAAAAGUACGGACAUAUUCGUGAUGAGUGUUUAAAAUUAGCGUCAAAAUUCGACAACGAAAAUACGCAAGCUGUAUCCUCGCGUUACGGGUGUGGUACCAAAGGUGUUACUCGGUCUCAGUGUACAAAGUGUAACGCAAGUUAUUACGCCGUCGACGCUGCACGGACCCGAUCAGUCACAUCCGAUUUACCUAUUGGUAAAGUAAAUACACAGCUGUCAAGUUCAGUGAACUCUAUUCAUCGCGACAGCUCGUUGCAUACAGCUUGCACUUCAAACACCGUAAAGUCGUCCAUUUAUAUUAAUAAUCGUAAACAAUGUUUUGUUGAUAAUGAAAAUAAUUAUUAUCCUACCGAUUUUAAGGCGAUUCUUCCUCCGCGCUUUUUCGGUUCUGAUAACAAGGUUAGACUUCAAAAUUAUUCUAGACUUAAUCAUAAUAUAAACAAUAAUAUUAGUUCUAGGAAUAGGCCCCUGAUGCGUUACUCGAGUGGUACCGAACCAAAACAUAGUUAUUCCGAGGUACCAAGUGGCCGCGAUAGGGUGACCAUGAUGAACGAAAAUAGGGUGACCAUGGAAAACGUCGGACAUUUUUCGACAAUUAAUUCUAAUGUGAAAAGUGUUGCCCAGAGUAACUCUACUGAGCACCAGGUUAGGUUAAGACCAAUUUUAAGUGUUCAAAUGUUAGGUAUACGAGGUAAUGCUUUGUUGGAUACGGGAGCUAAGAGUAGCGUUGCUUUAUGAAUUGCUGUUAAAGCAUAACCAUCCGUGUGAGGAAACCAGGCGUCGGGUGAGGCUUGCAGACGGUUCCGCGCGCACCCGCCGAGUUUUGCUCACUACUCUUGAAGUAAGGGUAAGUCCCGAAAGGUCAGUAACCCUUGAAUUUACUGUUUUUCCAGAUGCUCAAAAUAAUGAAACUUUGCUUGGCAUGGAUUUUUUGGUGGCAGCAGGUAUUGUGCUUGACUUUGCUUCAUCCACUUGGCAUUUUUCAGGAAAACGGGUUACCUAUCCAAUUGAAUAUGAGUGCCCUAAGCCAUGCAUGUUUGCUUCUACUGCUGACUUCCUGCGUGAUGAUAAGGGUUCUAUGCUUGGCUCCGAUGAACGGCAGCAGCUAUCACAUUUAUUGCAGGAGAAUGGAGACAUCUUUAGGGUGGGGGGAGCCCCAACCCUUUACGCCGAGCACCACAUUGAUACCGGUGAUCAUCCGCCUAUAUCGGUACCGCCGUAUAGGCUCACUCCUGUGCUUCAACAGCGAGGAGAGGUUCUCGCAAUCGAUUUGUUCGGGCCACUGCCAGAAGGAGAGCAGGGGAGCGAUGGGUACUCCUGGUAGAGGAUGUAGCUACAAGAUGGGUAGAACUCUACGCACUUGUUGAUGCCACCGCCGUGGCUUGCUCCCGAGUCCUACUGGAAGAGUAUUUCCUUCGUUAUGGCUUGCUUAUGCGUCUAGGGGUGUAACACGUAAGUUCAUGCCACGACGGGAUGGCCCGUAUCGCGUAGUAAAGAUAGUUAGUCCUACAACGUACUUCAUAGCAGACUUGUCAAACAAUGUCAUCGGCAAGUAUCACACCGCGGAUUUAACCCACUCUCCGUCAAAUUCAAGUACGGAUCCAAUUAUGCCAAAGAGGCAGAGAGGAAGGCCGCGUCUUCAGACUAACAGUCCCAAGUUGGACUCGGGACGCGUUCCCAACUUGGAGGGGGAGUAUGUAACGCAGCGUUCCGUUUCGCGGGGCAACAGCAGCCAAAGAGAAUGUGACUCAGGUCCGUGCCGCGACGACCCACCCCGCGCUACCCGCGCCCGCGCAUCUGUUGCAUCAUUCGCACCCCCAAUUAGUGCGCGCCAGACUUUGAAGCGGAAUACACGCGUCCCCGGUCGAUACCGGAACUGACAACCCGAGAGUCUCAUGCCAGUCGGGCACCUAACAUUAAAACACUAAUUAAUUGAGCGUUUCAUUAGCUUUUAAGCUGAGUGACUAUUUAUAAUUUAUUUUUAUUAAGUAAUAAAUGAGCAAAAAAUAAUACUUAACAAAAAGAUAUGAAAUCCGAACAAAAACAGUUUCACUGUAAAAAAUUGCGCCAAGUCCACGUUUAUAAAACUCAUCUCAAUAACAUUUGCACUUUACAAAAAAAGAAGACUUCAAUAGCUUUCAUUCUCUACAAAAAUAUGUGAAAUACAAAAAAAUACCAAGAAACCGUCAUAAAGAUGAAAAAAUUAAAAAAAAAUUGUUGAAAAUUUAAAAAUAAAAAAAUAAAAAUUUUAUCGUGCUUGGCGCGCGUCAUUGAGUACCCCAAAAUUUUUCGGAAGAAUUUCAACCCGAGAAAAAAACCAUUUUGCUUUAAUAUACAGUGAAAGCUGAAAAAGUUACCCAGGUUGUCUUUUUCGCUCUUGUUAGCGUUUUAUGAGAAAUUGAGACAGAACUACGGUAAUUUUCAACAGCUCUCACUAUAUACCUAUGGGCUAUUAUAUGCCAAAUCGACCACUUUUGCGUCCGACCCCUUUAGAUUCAGCUGAAACUUUAAUAUUCUUUUCUACCCUUUGAAAAACAUCUUUGAGAAUUUUUUCAAAUGUUUUGAAGCCAACGUAUACAUACGUAUCGACUCGUAAGUAGUUUGUAUUUGUAUAAGCGAACACGAGAGGGUGUUUAGUUCAAAUCAUAAAAGAUGAGUGGGAAAUGAAAAAAAUUCAAAUAACAUACGUAUGAGAUGUCGAUUUUACUUAACUUUUGUAAAACUUAUUAUGAAAUAAUAAUUCAUUAAUUACAUUUAUGCAUUUCAUAGGUUGACCUACUUAUAAAUUUCUAAACAUUGAAAGGAUGUUCAUUUAUCCUGAAAAUUUUGGGGUACUCAAUGACGCGCGCCAAGCACGAUAAAAUUUUUAUUUUUUUAUUUUCAAAUUUUCAACAAUUUUUUUUUAAUUUUUUCAUCUUUAUGACGGUUUCUUGGUAUUUUUUUGUAUUUCACAUAUUUUUGUAGAGAAUGAAAGCUAUUGAAGUCUUCUUUUUUUGUAAAGUGCAAAUGUUAUUGAGAUGAGUUUUAUAAACGUGGACUUGGCGCAAUUUUUUACAGUGAAACUGUUUUUGUUCGGAUAUCGAUUACCUCAGUACUUUUUCUAGGUGAACCGAUUUUUAUGAUUCUGCUUUGAAAGGUGGUGAUGGUCUCAUGAGGUCGUAUUUCAAUUUUAUCAAGAUGUGAUCAGGAUUUUUUGAGUGAUCCUAGCAAUACUUAGUUAACUGACUUCGACUACAUGUAUGAUAUUCUUAUUUUGUUAAAUGUUGAUGAUAUAAAAUGGUAAAAAAACAUCGAAAGAUUGAACAUCGCAGUACUUUGGAGGCGGUCUAAUUCUAAUUUAGUGAUGUUCUGAUGAAGAUCUUCGAUGAUGAUACAAGGGAACUCUUCAGUAAAUAAGAGAAAAUUCCAAAUUCGUUUUUGAUAACAUUAAUUCGUAUAGGGCAGCGGUCGGCCACCUUGUCAACCAAAACUUAUAGUAGACAAUAGAAAACACACAAUUUAAAUGUAUACAAAGGGCUUUUUUUCUCAUAUAGGUAUUUUUAUAGCCUUGUGGUUCAAAAAUGUUUACUCGUUACAAGGCGAGGUAAUAAUUAAUAUUCCGCGCCAGAAUUGAGCAUUUCACGGAAAAGCUACGUUAGCCGAGCCGAGGAGUCAAAGGCACAGUCCGUCAGCUUUCUUAGCGGCCAAUGCCAACACUGGCAAUAUCUGCGAAAAUGAGUAAGCGCUAAUACUCAUGUCCUUUCAUUACUAUACUGUACUCUCUUUAACCCCCAUGCCCCCAUAUAUCUCAAAGAACGUUUCGAGUUCCUACGUGAUACGCAUAAUUUUUCCCUGAGAUCAUCGGAUAGCCUGAGACUGAAAAUGCCGGCGCAUUCAUCAUCAUUCUUUGAUCAUUCAUUCACCGUCCAGGCGGUUCGAUUGUGGAAUGCUCUGCCGGAUGCAGUGAGAAGUGCUCAAACUUUAAACUGUUUUAAAAGAAUGGUGAAGGAACACUACUUAUCUUCUUAGUGCUGUUUGUUUGCAUCAUCAUUUAUUAUUUCCAUACUGUUGAUGUAUUAUGUGUAUGUAAGUAUAUUAGUAUGUAUUGUAUGUAAGUAUGUAUAUUGGUAUAUAAUAAUAAGUAUAUAUUUCAUAUUAUAUGUAAACGGUAUAUAUUUUGUUUAUUGUAUGUAUAUAUUUUCUAUAAUGUAUUAUCUAUAGUACACCGCAACAUACCUGCUAUAUUUUUUUUAUAUUUUCCAGAAUUUCUAUAAAUUAUACGGUUGUCUGGAAGAGAUCGCUUUUAGCGAUAAGGCCGCCUAUUGUACAAAUUUAUCUGUUUUUUGAUUGUUUUUUUGAAUGUAAAUUGUGUUUUGGUGUGCAAUAAAGUGUAUUCUCUCUCUCUCUCUCUAAGCGCUCUACAAAAGAAGCAAUCAGCGAUAAAUUUUUUUAAGGGAUUUUAUGUCCAGGUAAUUAAGACCUUUAAAUCAUGUCUUGUAUUUUAAUUUAUAUUCAUAUUUUUAUGAAAAAUGAUAUUAUGGAGUGAAAUGAAAUGAAGAUGAUUAAUUUGAGACAUUAAUCAACUGGGAUGAAUUUUAUUUCAGUCCAUAUUAUCAUUUUUCACAAAAAAAGAAUAUACAUUAUAAGACAUAACUUAAAAGUCUUAGUUACCUGGUCAUAAAAUCACUUUAAAAAAAAAGCGACUGUCGCGACAUUUUGGAUUUUUUUUAAACUUAAGAUUUACAAACUACCGCGAUUGAUUGAUUCUUUCCGCGACAUUUAGGCUGUUGUACUUUUCUAAAACAUGGUAGGGAAAGGAAGUGUAAAAUGCUCAAAAUGCGGCAUUACAUCAAAAGAAUAUUUUCCUUAACCUUCCAUAGGUUUCCUCUUCCGUCCAAGCAUCGGUCUCUGAGGGCUAAAUUUUGUUUUCUGAUGGUGAUUGGACAUCCAAUGAAUUGUUAGAAAAGUUGAACGCACAGCAUAGGAUGCUAUGUGGCAAUCAUUUUGAUGAUUCUUCAUUUACCAGCAGCAACAGGAAAAGACUUCCAUCUGAAGCUCAAAGUAUACUUUCCCAAUUAAGAGACGAACAGUGUAGUCCAUCUAAAGCAAGUCAUGACAUCCAAGAACCAUCAAUAAGCAAAGGUAUUUUGAAGGACUUGGAUGUGAAAAAGUUCACUGAACUUACACCUAAAAAGCAAAAGCUGCAUAAGAGAUGCAGAAAAACCUAUCUGAAAUAAUGAGGCUCUGAAGAAAGUUUAAAGGUGUUAAAAAAUCCAAAAGAUCUAUAUUAAGUGUACUAACAUCAAAUGAACCUACUAAUGAAUUAUUAAAAAGCAAAUUAAGUAGUUCAUUUUAUUUACUAUUACAAUGCCAACUGAACAACGUUCCAAGAAAAUUAGCUGGAUGGAGAUGGACACUGGAUGAUAAAGUGUUAGCCUUAAGCAUUUAUAAGAAAUGAGUCGACUAUUAUCAAAGCCGGCAAUGUGACUUUUGGACAAUUAUUGGUAAAUCAGAAAAACUAAUUAUUGACUUUGUAUUCCAUUGGCAGUCACAAAACUCUUCUGAACGACAUCUUAGAUAAAUAACAGGUUAAGUAUUAACCUUUAUUUAAUGCAGGUUUUGAACCGUAUUCUUUGAAGGAGACGAUUAUAUUCAAAUCAAUCUGUAUUGACAUAUCAAUAACAUUUUUUUGUCCAAAUGCACAGAUUGCCUCCCUUGAUAAUAGACGACUCAAAUCAAACUGUUGUUAUAGAUUAUUAGUAGGUUAUUUUGUUGAUCCAAUUCAUAUUUUAUGUGAAAGUAACAAAGAGCUAGGAGAUAUGCCUCCUCAGUGUUCUGGUGAAAUGCAAGCAUGUGCUUAUCUUUGCGGAUUUAUUGUAAAAAAGAUGGCACUCAAUUGUACUCUUUGUAAAAGUAUUAUGCUAGCAGACCAGAACACUUAGGUAUGUCAUUUGUUUACAUUGUUCAAAGAAUAUGACGAUGUUAAAUGUAGUUUAAAUUACAUUCAGUACAGUUUUUGUAAAAUGGUUGAAAAGGCUGCAAAUUUGGUAAACAAUUAUCUAAAAGAUCACAGUCACACAGAAAAAAUUAAAAUGAAUUUAUAUACUUUAUUAACUGAAAAUUUGGACAAAGAUUGACUAAAGGUAUGUGAAGAACAUUACGCAGUCAAUAUUGAAACAAUUAUAAAAAGUACAAUUGCUAUAUGUUUAAAAAGAUUUUGUAAAAUAAAAAAUGAUGAAUUUAUGGAAGAAGCGUCCAAAAAUCAUGGAAGAGAAAAAUAAAUAUAUUGAAAAACGUUUAAUAUUAAGUGAUGAUGUAUGUAAAGUGUAAAUCGAUUAAAUAUUCAACCAUUUCAUUAAAUUAUAAAAAAUGCAUUAAUUUUAUUGCAAUUAACUUAUAUUGCAACUUAACUAUUAAUUGCAGUCCUAGUGGUAAAACAAUUGCAGUUAUCUCAGAUUGAUGUCAGAUUAUUUACAAAACAUUUAUGCUCAACACAUUUGUAAAUUUAAAACAAUACUUUAUUGUCAGAUAAUACCUUUUCUAAUUCUACAAGAAACUAAAAUUAGUAUGUUUCGAGUUUAGGAGUCAUUAAUCAUCAAUAAAUGAUAGAUUUUCAUGUUUAUAAGUCAUAUAACACCCGUGUUCAGUUACUAUGUAACUUCAUCUAAUUAGUUACUUUUCAAUGACGUCCCUUUCAAGGAUAUUUUAUAUUAAAAGUUUCUCUACGUUUAAAUAUACUGAAUUAUUAUAAAAUAAGUAAAAAAGUCAUCAAGUAUGUAAUUUAUAUAUAUUUAUUGUUAAUAAAUAACGACACCAUAAUUUUACCACACUAAAUCUUUUAUAUGAAACAGUCAAUUACACUGUGGUAAGCCUUUUACAAAUAACGUAGAUUUUCUCAUUAAUUUAUUACAGUAAAAAACUUAAUUCUAAUUUUAAAUCUAAAAUCUAAUCUAAAUGUAAACUUUAUAUCCUUUAAAAUUAUUCUGCCGCCACGCGCAGUGCUGUAUAUAAUAUAAAUACUUUAAUUGUUAAUAAGAAUAUACAUUAAGACUUUUUGUUUUUAAUUAUGGUAGCUUAAUAAAAUUGUUACCCAUGUACAA
Bombyx mori (domestic silkworm) is the source of this 23189-nucleotide messenger RNA. RefSeq lists its product as uncharacterized. Bases 635 to 4231 code for a protein of 1198 amino acids. The transcript has 8 exons. Gene Ontology annotation, molecular function: DNA helicase activity. Gene Ontology annotation, biological process: telomere maintenance; DNA repair. NCBI's taxonomy places the organism in Eukaryota, Metazoa, Arthropoda, Insecta, Lepidoptera, Bombycidae. The record is from RefSeq and is a predicted model, not a curated record.